Messenger RNA from Brachypodium distachyon (stiff brome), 369 nucleotides. Its product is annotated as ethylene-responsive transcription factor 9. Gene Ontology annotation, biological process: regulation of DNA-templated transcription. The coding region runs from base 1 to 369 and encodes 122 amino acids. NCBI's taxonomy places the organism in Eukaryota, Viridiplantae, Streptophyta, Magnoliopsida, Poales, Poaceae. Gene Ontology annotation, molecular function: DNA binding; DNA-binding transcription factor activity. The record is from RefSeq and is a predicted model, not a curated record. The transcript has a single exon.
AUGGUGGUCACUGACGAAGCUGCGGCGGGUAGGAGAAAGAAGAAGACUAGACCGGCACCGGAGGCCCGGACCGAGUUCCGCGGCGUGUGCCGACAACCAAGCGGCAGGUACAGGGGGCAGAUCAAACGCUCGGGCACCACGCUGCAUCUCGGCAUCUUCGACACCGCCCACGAGGCCGCCAGAGGCUACGACGCCGCCGCCGCCCAGCUUCACGGCGCCAAGGCCAUCACUAACUUCAAGCGGCGGCAAUCGCCUGCACCCACGGCAGCCGCUGCUCACAAUGACGGCGAGGCCAUGGACUUCAGCGGCUUCCCGGAGGUGCCGGUGGAGCUCCGACUCCUCCCGUACGGCAUCCUGCAGCUGCCGUGA